AUGACGAUAAUGUCCAGUGCGGACUACCGCCCUAACUUCAACGACGCGCCUGGUUGGCGGCACCGGAACGGUGGCGUUCUGCCGGAGCUCAACCACUUUCUGUCAUUGUCCUCCGACACGGCCGCCGGAGCGCAUGCCCUAGCCGUUGCUGCCUUUGCCGAUAUGGUUACAGCCGCGCGUAAGAGCUUGGACAAAGCGCAAACCGCCGUGGCACAAGCUCAAGAGGCGCCGGAUCUGCAGGAGACUCUUGUCGCCGACAUGAGGAUCGCUUUGAGGGAGGACGAAGAGUCCGUGGAGCGGAAGCGGAGGGAAGAGGUGUCUGAGGCCGAGACGCGCUCCCGAAGGCGCAAACAACAACAGGGGGCGGCCGACGGCGGGAAGAAGGGAGAGGGUGGGGGUUCUGGAGUGGGUAGUGGGGGCAAGCUAGCCGGCAGCGACCACGACAAGCACAAGCCUGGCGAAACGGGUGGAAGUCAACAAAGUGGGGGUGGUGGAGAUGGCACUGGACAUGGACAAGACACCAUGGACCACGAGAAGGGGAGAAACGGUGGAACAUGCGGCCCAGAGGAGCCGCGUGGAGGAACCGGCAAGGGUGGCGACGACGUGCCCGAGGGGGGCAAACGGCAGGCGACUAAGGACGGGCUUUCAACGGGUGCGCCGGCAGGGGACUGCGGCGGGGCAACUGACAUGGAGAUCUGUCGAUUACGAAGGAAAUCUCAUAGGUUUCAGCGGCUCGCACUCGCUCGAGAGGGGAGGGGAUUCUUCGAGAUUGGCGUGGGUACUCGCCUUCACACAGGAGCAUGGGCACCUAGCCCGGCAUGGGGGACAGUCAUGAGGGUCGAUGCAGACGAAGAAGACAAGAUCGUAUCGUAUGACGUCCUCAUGGACACGGAGUGUAGGGUGUCCACAGUUCCGUUCGCAAUGUGGAGAUUGACGUGA
Molecule: messenger RNA, 939 nt
Organism: Ectocarpus sp. CCAP 1310/34
Lineage: Eukaryota; Phaeophyceae; Ectocarpales; Ectocarpaceae
Source: the annotation of a GenBank genome assembly